Molecule: messenger RNA, 2331 nt
Organism: Penicillium hordei
Lineage: Eukaryota; Fungi; Ascomycota; Eurotiomycetes; Eurotiales; Aspergillaceae
Exons: 3
Coding region: 1-2331 (776 amino acids)
Source: RefSeq, a predicted model, not a curated record
AUGUACUCACAUCUUGAAGCUGAAGGCACUUCGGUCACUAUCGCUCAUUGCAAAGCACAGAACCUGCCAGUUGUCGAUCGCAUUCUUGAGCCUCAAACCAUCGCACAUUUUCUUGAGUUUGCGUUCGGUAAACCCCUGCCCAAUGGUAAUCAGCCCAAUAUCGAGCGCUUGUCCACAGAGGAAGCAACCUUUAUCCAACAUGACCAAAACUUUCCCCCGGACUCCAAUGGCGAGCCCAUCAUGACCAGUGUCAUGGCCCGCAUUGGCUCUGAGCGAGAUUCUACCCGUCUCUGCAUGGUCGGAAAGAACAUCCAAUCCCUCAAGUCUCGUCUAUGGGAGGGCAUCAUCCCUCUAAGCGAUCAGGUGUGGCAGGAAAAAGGUCUCGACCAGCCCGAGCAUUUUGAUUUUGCCUGUCAGCAUCUAUCGGCCGUGAUCGCCGUGUUCCAGUACUUGAAUGAACCAACCGUGCGAUUAUAUCUUCGCGACACGUUCAAUUACAUCUACGAUCAUUGGACGGAGCUCGACGCUGUUCUCAACAAGCGCAGAGCAGAGCAAGAUAAAAAGCCCGUUAGUGUCGCAGGUCUCUGGACAAGGUACAUGACUGCGCAUUUCGAGAUGAUGGCCGAGCGCGCCCAUAGGUGGGUUACUGUGCAUGUCAAUACACUACGAACUCCAUUGCUGCGAGCUCUUUUGGGGUAUCGGCCACCGGGAGGAGAUGGCGGCCCGUUAGCCCAGCCUGAUGCUGUGCAGUGGAAAAUUACUGAUUCCCUGCACAUGCUGACGGAAAUCGCCGCCAAUGCUGAUUUUACCAUCAUGAUCCCCAUGAACGGUUACAAAGGGUACUGGGCGGAUGCCCCGCGGCCCGGCCCGGCAGCUCUUCAUGCGGCGAAUCUGUUAACGAGAAGUAAAGCAUACCAUGAGCGUUUGAGGCUGCUUACUCGAGAAGCUAUCUCUCUUAAUGCACCUGCGUGGAUAGGUUCAACUCCUACGUCCGGAGAGUCGUACCAUGGGACAUCCUGGAGCCAGAUUCAAGGUCAGAAUAAAUUGAGGAAAGAGGUGCGUGGUGCACCUCUUGAACCUAUUCCUCGCGAGCCUUGGAUCGCUGCUUGUGCGUCCAAUAUGGAAUCUGGAAAGAAGGAGGGAAAGGACGAAAAGUACGGGUUGGUUGUGUAUCGGUUGACUUAUGGGCAGACGGAGUCGGAAUGGACAGAAUUCGUUCGCAAAGUGGAAGCUCAUGUUUCGGAUUGGGGCAAAGGUCAAACAGGAAGUAUUGCUAUCAAGGAGCAUUUAAAGCUCCACUGGCUAGAUGGGAAGGAAUUGGGUAUUCCCGAGGGCGACGUCGAUGCAUCUAAGCAACACUUCAAAAACACAAUAGAGGGAAGCGACGACUGGUCGAAGCUAGAAGAUGGCGCUUUCCUCGUCGUCGAUUCUGCGUCCUUUGCCUCAUACACCACCAAUUCCUACAGUCCCGCGGCCUCCCGGCUCAUUGCCGGUGACUUCACCGGCUUCCUUCUCGCCGUUGACCCAGACUUCGACCCAAAGGAGGGCAGCUCACGACCAGAUGAGUCUCCAGGCUACAGCGGACAGAUGCGAAUUCUCGGCAGUCUUGUGUGGAGUGAUCUCUACUCCCUACUCACAGCGCAGACAUCAGACCUCGAAGACCACUGGCCAUUAGCAAGCGAGCACCCAAACAUGGUAUAUGUGGGCCCAACAAUCCCAUGGCAGAGAUUUAUCUGGCGGAAACACAGCGAGAUGCGCUGGAAUCUCCUUCGAGCGGUCAUAGACCAUGUGAAGCUCAACCAGGGAAUUCCAGUAACGACGCAACCACCCCCAGCCCAAGCUAUAUCUGCAAUGACGUCCCCUACUGCAGCUACAUCUACGGCUGUGUCAUCAGUUUCAUCAGCGAGGGAUGUGCCACCACCCCAAGCCCAAACUACAUCUACAACAAUGCCCCCGACGGUAGCUGUAUCUACAGCCGCGCCAGUAACCUCUCCUGUUCCCUCAUAUACAACAGCCGCAGAACAGGAUCCCGUCAGCAACGCUUCUGUGCCCUCAUCGACACCACCCAUCGAAGAGGCUCCCGUCAACGACCCCCUCCGCACAUUUAUGCUCGCCGAGUUUCAGCGGUACUUACGCCAUCGGGGUCACCCGCGGCGGGCGGCCAUGGUUGAUGAGCUGCUCCGUCUUCAACCAGGUGAAGAGCCGGAUGCAGGCCGGCUGCGGCAGUUAGUGGACGACGAGAAUCAGCGGCAGGAGCAGCGGAGGCGAGAUGGCCUAGGUGAGGAUGAGGAGGCUUCGGGGGAGUAUCGACCGGACUGCCCAUUGCAGUAA